This is a messenger RNA of Sorghum bicolor (sorghum), 954 nucleotides long. RefSeq names its product oleosin 1. Lineage: Eukaryota; Viridiplantae; Streptophyta; Magnoliopsida; Poales; Poaceae. The transcript has a single exon. The record is from RefSeq and is a predicted model, not a curated record. The coding region runs from base 268 to 771 and encodes 167 amino acids. Gene Ontology annotation, biological process: lipid storage. Gene Ontology annotation, cellular component: monolayer-surrounded lipid storage body; membrane.
AGCACGGUGAGAAGAAAUGCACGGCCGCCAGCAGCUGCAGCGCGAGCGAGCAAGGCAGUACGUCCGUUGGUCGGCUCGCCCGCCACACCCGUCGCGCAUGCACGCGCGGCGCCCGGCCACGUGCCGCCGCGGGCACGUCCCUCUCCGCGCCUUUAACUCCUCCCCGCCAUCUCCCCACUGCCAACCAGACAGACACCCGAUCGACACCGCCGACCGGACUCCCUCAAAGCCGGCUACCGGGGCGCGAGCGACAGCGAGCGGGAGAGCAUGGGAGAUCGGCAGCAGCAGCACGCGCACGGGCACGGCGGCGGAGAGCACCCGGCGGCAGCGGACCCGCCGUCGUCGGCGACGCUGCUGCGGCGGGUGCAGACCCACGCGCCCAACUCGACGCAGGUGGUGGGCUUCCUGACGCUGCUCGUCUCCGGCGCCGUGCUGCUGCUCCUCACGGGGCUCACGCUGACGGGCGCCGUCGUGGCGCUCGUCUUCCUGGGCCCCAUCGCGCUGCUCACCAGCCCCAUCUGGGUGCCCAUCGCCGUCGCGCUCUUCGUCCUCACCGCCGCCGCGCUCUCCGCCUGCGGCUUCGUCGUCGCCGCGCUCGCCGUGGGCACCUGGAUGUACCGCUACUUCACGGGCCGACACCCCGUCGGCGCCGACCGGGUGGACUACGCGCGCAGCCGGAUCGCCGACACGGCCAGCCACGUCAAGGACUACGCGCGCGAGUACGGCGGCUACCUGCACAACCGCUCCAAGGACGCCGCGCCCGGCGCCUAGGCGCGCCGGCCCGCCGGCCGGCAUGCACCGCCGCCCGUGUCGUUGCCGUUGCCGCUAGCUAGGUCGCUCUCUUCUUCUUGGUAGUUCCUCUUGCGUGUGUAUUGUGCGAUCGAUCCCUCUCGUUGUUAAAGCAAUUUCCUCUUCUUUUUCUCUACUAGAACACGUACGUACGGUGUUAAUUUC